AUGGCUUCUUCCGCAAGAACCACGGCGUUUUGUACUCAUACUGAGCUCCGAGAUUUUGUCAAAGAUGCCAGUCACCUCUUCAACAACAACCUGGCCGUCCCGGUUUGGGGCCAAGUUUUCUCCGAUCUCCAUGCAAACAGCUGUAAGUUCAAGCAGCCUGAGGGUCCGGAGGGACGCAUUCAUCGACUGUUCGCGAAAUCGAACUUCAGCCGAUUGAGCGCCAUCUCCGGUCUCGAAAAACCCAUCGAAACCUGGCUGGACCCCAAGUGGACUGUCACAGAUACAUUCUACGACCGUAUACGCCCUGCCCUUGUCUUGGCUACCAGGCUACUUGAAGAGACUGGUGAAUUCUUUGAUACGGUCCUCUUGGGCAAAAUCCAGGAUCGGCGAAACGGAAGAUUCUAUGCGUUGGAAGAAGGAUUGACAGAGGGACCUUCUUUCUUUCCGGAAGGCCAUUCGUCUCUCAAAAAAUUUCAAAUUUUCACCGGAUACAACGAGGAGAGUUGUGAAGAGGCUCAUGCAACAGCACAACAUGGUAUGUUUCCUCAGAAAGGCUCUCAACGUCUUGCAACCCAGGCGAUACAGUUGAAUACCAGACAUACCACCUUCUUUACGCACGCCCACUACGAUUUAUUUACUGGCGAAGUCAAGCAACGAAUCCUAUUCAUGCUUGCUGUAACGCUUGUGCACGAGCUUGCUCACGUGUGGUAUGACUGUAGGAUGUUUGACUACAUGCGACAAGUUCAAUGGAUCGUCGCAAAAUGCUUGCGAGUGUCAGAGCCUUUCUUUACCGGCGAGGAACCAGAGCCUGAGUUGGGCCUCUCAUGGGAGUCCUUCGCUUUCGGGUGCCGACCUGAACCUUAUUGGCCCGAAGACAGAGGCCGAAUGCUCCCCUACGCCCUUGUCACGGACAUUGCUUGUCACCCUUACAGAAAAUUUACGACCGAGGAAAGAAAAGGAACGUUCGCUGCCAGGGCCUUGACAUCGCAAGAGAUAGCAGCCUUCCUCAACGCGGACAGUUGGAAGUUGUUCCAGAGGCUGCGACCAGGGGGUGAUCUUCAGUGCUACAAGGACGUCGCCGGCAACAACGUCCUCGAAGUGAUGUCGACGGUGGCCUUCAUGGAGGAGUUCAAGGCGACAAGUGGAUGCUACCCACGGCCGGAGGAGAUCUCAGUACCCGAGCCAAGAGUCAUCAUUCACUUAACGCAUUUUCCCCCAAUAUAUAAUUACGAAUGCUCUGGACUGUCGUCCAUCUACGACAUCUUCCUAGCAUACUCGGACCCGGAGAAUGAGGAGCCUGCCGACGGCACUAAGGGAACUGAGUAUUCAACAAAAGCCACCGAACUCAAUGUAGAUCCGAGCAUCGGUGGCAAUGAGGACGAUGCGAUGAAUGCCAGGGAAUGCAGUGCGAACUCACCAGUCCUUACUUGCGAUGACGACAAGGAGUCGCUCAAUGGCAUCGACCGAAUACCCGACGGCACUCACUGCGUACCAACACCUCCACCGUCCCCUUCUUUCGAGGACGGGAUCCCUGACUAUUCCGAGUGGUGGGCCGCUCUUGGUCAACAAGCAAAGAGCAACCCUCUACAUCAAGCUGCUCGCGGUGGCCGCAUGACGGGAGGGCGCGGAGGUACCCGUCGUGGACAUCAGCGUAACAGAGGUCGAUACCAACGAUGA
Messenger RNA from Exophiala viscosa, 1677 nucleotides. RefSeq lists its product as uncharacterized. Lineage: Eukaryota; Fungi; Ascomycota; Eurotiomycetes; Chaetothyriales; Herpotrichiellaceae. The transcript has a single exon. The coding region runs from base 1 to 1677 and encodes 558 amino acids. The record is from RefSeq and is a predicted model, not a curated record.